GGCCAUAGUUCAAGCUCAGAUAAAAAAGAGAAAGAACGUCAUACGCAUGCGCGUCUCAAGUCUACGUCAGCUCUUCUUCACUAACAAGCUGUGUGAAAGCUACGUGGCCCUCACUCGCUCCUCCGACUGACUUCUCUUCUGACACGACACAAACAGCCUAAGCACCAUGGACCAGGUAAUGCAGUUUGUUGAGCCCAGCCGGCAGUUCGUCAAAGACUCAAUCAGGCUAGUGAAGAGGUGCACAAAACCCGACAGAAAAGAAUUCCAGAAAAUUGCCAUGGCCACAGCGAUCGGGUUUGCCAUCAUGGGUUUCAUCGGUUUCUUCGUCAAACUCAUCCACAUCCCCAUCAACAACAUCAUUGUGGGUGGUUAAAUCUUUGUCAAGCAAAAACAAACUACAACAUCUGGGGACAGGAGAUGGUCAAGAGGACAAGCGUUAAUGGGCUGGUGUGAUUUGGGGACUGAAGGGAUGAAAUUUUUACAUUCUGUGCACAACAUUUCUAUUUCUGUGUAAAUAAAACAAAUGGAAACCCA
Acanthopagrus latus (yellowfin seabream) is the source of this 534-nucleotide messenger RNA. RefSeq names its product SEC61 translocon subunit gamma (gene sec61g). Gene Ontology annotation, cellular component: Ssh1 translocon complex; membrane. Gene Ontology annotation, biological process: post-translational protein targeting to membrane, translocation; protein targeting. Gene Ontology annotation, molecular function: transmembrane protein transporter activity. The coding region runs from base 167 to 373 and encodes 68 amino acids. The transcript is spliced from 4 exons. NCBI's taxonomy places the organism in Eukaryota, Metazoa, Chordata, Actinopteri, Spariformes, Sparidae. The record is from RefSeq and is a predicted model, not a curated record.